This is a messenger RNA of Harmonia axyridis, 634 nucleotides long. RefSeq names its product EKC/KEOPS complex subunit TPRKB-like. Gene Ontology annotation, cellular component: nucleus; cytosol; EKC/KEOPS complex. Gene Ontology annotation, biological process: tRNA threonylcarbamoyladenosine modification; telomere maintenance via recombination. The record is from RefSeq and is a predicted model, not a curated record. The transcript has a single exon. The coding region runs from base 103 to 603 and encodes 166 amino acids. Lineage: Eukaryota; Metazoa; Arthropoda; Insecta; Coleoptera; Coccinellidae.
CUGGACCAUAGACAAAGGAGAAAGAUCAUUUCUCUAUGCUCUGGAGUAACCUCAUAUCUGUUCUCUUAAAAUUAUAAAUUCAUUUCAAUUCAACAAAUAGAAAUGAACUGGCAAUUAGAUCUCGAUCCCUCAACUAACUCUAAGAUAUACAUGCAUUUAUAUAAAAAUGUAAAAAAUGCAGAAGAUAUUGUAAAAAAAUUGAUUGAAGGAAAACUAAAAUGCAGUGCAAUAAAGCCUAGUCUUAUAGUCGAUCCGUUUCAAGUAGUAGUGGCAGCUAACAAAGCAUCAACAGCAAAAGAAUUCAAAACGAAAACAGUUUACUCUGAAAUUCUCUUCAAUCUGUCUAUAUCCAAAAAUAUAACGGCCAGUUUAAAAACUUUCGGAGCGAGUGACGGUGACAAGGACUUACUCAUAGUAUUAAUAAACAAAAUUAAUGAAGCUGCAGAAACUAUUGAUUUUAUAAACGGUGAAGAAGUAAAUGUGAAUAGAAUCAGUGAAUUAACUGACGUCAGUUUAGUGAAAAAAAAUUAUAAAAUAGGAGAAGAAGAGUUCCAAAAUAAUGAUUUAUUAGAUUCUGUUGUUAGCCGAAUUGCAAUAAAGUAAGAAAUUAUUAGUUGAUUUCUAAUGGAUGUGA